This is a messenger RNA of Anopheles marshallii, 2133 nucleotides long. RefSeq names its product long-chain-fatty-acid--CoA ligase 1. The transcript is spliced from 8 exons. The record is from RefSeq and is a predicted model, not a curated record. Gene Ontology annotation, cellular component: endoplasmic reticulum; membrane. The coding region runs from base 1 to 2133 and encodes 710 amino acids. NCBI's taxonomy places the organism in Eukaryota, Metazoa, Arthropoda, Insecta, Diptera, Culicidae. Gene Ontology annotation, biological process: long-chain fatty acid metabolic process. Gene Ontology annotation, molecular function: long-chain fatty acid-CoA ligase activity.
AUGUUCUUAGUACCGAAUAGUUUCUUGACGUGGUUGAAAUCUACAACGACUAUCAUCAUGUCCAACGCGACUGGAUUGUUUGACGAACUUGAGGAAAACUUGCAGUGUGUGGGCGGUACGGCAGGAGCUCUCACGCUGACAGCAGCAGUCGCCGCCUCAGCCUACUACUACUCGACCAGACCCGUACCGGAGAAACCAUUAGUGCCUCUAGAUAACCAAUGUCCGAUAGAAGCGGGCCCAGAACAGAUACACGUUUCAAAGUUCUACAAGGAGGCGAAGGAUGGCAAAUUUGUCAGCUGUCUCGAGGAAGACAUUCGAACACUGUAUCAAUCAUUUCGCAAGGGUGCCUACGUGUCAAACAAUGGACCUUGUCUGGGAUGGCGAGAAAACCUGCAGUCACCAUAUCAGUGGAUGAACUUCAAUGAAACGCUACUGCGCGCAAAGAACUUCGGUUCCGGACUGAUCUCGCUAGGAUUACGACCAGGGCCGAAUACGUUCAUCGGCAUCUACUCACAGAACCGUCCGGAGUGGAUCCUGUUCGAGCAGGGAUGCUACUGUUACUCGCUCGUUGUGGUACCACUGUACGACACGCUGGGUCCAGAUGCGUGCGCUUUUAUCGUCGAUCAGACAGAGAUGCAGGUCGUCGUCGUGGAGGAUGAUAAGAAGGUGAAUUUGUUGCUGGACAAAGCUCCGAGAUCACUACGAAAAGUAGUUGCCAUCAAGGAGGUUCGACCGGCCACACUGCAGCGGGCGAAGAAUGUCGGCAUCGAUGUACACACGUUCGAUGAGGUGGAGAAAAUGGGAGCGAUUAACGAUUAUCCAGAGCUAGAGCCCAAACCGGAAGACCUAUGUACGGUUUGCUACACCUCAGGCACGACCGGCAAUCCCAAAGGUGUGAUGCUGACACACGCGAACGUGCUAUCCGGCGUGGCCGGUGUGCUGUUACAGCUCGGCACUCAUCGGCCGCGGGUCGGUGACAUAAUGGUGUCGUUCCUACCUUUGGCGCACAUGCUGGAGCGUUGCUGUGAGAACGGUGUCUACUACAUGGGUGGUGCCGUUGGAUUCUUCUCCGGUGACAUCAAGGAACUAACGAAUGACCUGAAAGCGCUAAAACCGACACUGAUGCCAGCCGUCCCCCGUUUGCUGAACCGCGUGUACGACAAGGUGUUCGCCGAGGUACAACGAUCCUCCGUCAAGAAGCUGCUACUGAACAUGGCGCUCAGCUCGAAGGAGGCCGAAAUUAAGCGUGGUAUCGUGCGACGGAACAGCAUCUGGGAUAAGCUGGUGUUCCGGAAAAUACAGGAAGGUUUCGGUGGCCGACUGCGCCUCAUGGUGGUCGGUUCGGCACCACUGUCCGAGGCGGUACUGUCUUUUUCCCGUGCCGCGCUCGGCUGUCUGAUCUGCGAGGGUUACGGCCAGACGGAAUGUACCGCACCGAUUACGCUCACGGUACAGGGUGAUUUUGUGCCGGGACACGUUGGUCCUCCGGUUGCCUGCAACGGCAUUAAGCUGGUGGACGUACCAGAGAUGGAGUACUACGCGUCACAACAGCAAGGCGAAAUUUGCGUGAAAGGAGCAAACGUUUUCAUUGGGUACCUUAAAGAUCCACAGCGUACGGCGGAAACGAUCGAUAAGGAUGGUUGGCAUCAUACGGGCGACAUUGGACAGUGGUUGCCGAAUGGUACGCUAAAGGUGAUCGAUCGCAAAAAGCACAUCUUCAAGCUUAGCCAGGGAGAGUACAUUGUGCCAGAAAAGAUUGAAAAUGCCUACAUUCGCAGCCAGUACGUCGAGCAGGUGUUUGUGCACGGUGAAAGCUUAAAGAGCUGUAUAGUAGCGAUUGUGGUCCCGGACGUAGAAGUCAUUAAGAGCUGGGCUCAGGAGAACAACAUUCCCGGCACGCUGAGCGUACUGUGCAACAAUCCGGACGUCAAGCAGCUCAUCCUGAACGACAUGACCCUGUGGGGCAAAGAGUUUGGACUGAAAUCUUUCGAACAGGUCAAAGAUAUAUACCUACAUCCGGACCCAUUCUCGGUUCAGAAUGGUCUACUAACGCCGACCUACAAAUCCCGGCGGCCACAGAUCAGAAGCUAUUUCGCACCCCAGCUAGAUGACAUGUACAAACAUCUUGACUGA